UCACUCGCAAAUUCCAUCUAUACUUCGGUUCUUAAAUGUAACAUAUUUUAAUUUAUUUCAUCCUUUAUACAAUACAAAUGAUUAACACACAUUUAAUUUUUAAUCGCACCGCCUCAAAUGUGACAGGAUGUGAAGGUGACAACGUGACCCGGAAGUAUUUGUCCUAGCUAGCACCCGGAAGUCGCGUAGUGGCUACAGCACGGGAAUCAAACCCGAUCAGCUUUUCACGCCACAGCAUCGUGGGUAUGAUGUGUCAAGUGGUGGAAGAAUAUGAGGAGUCGCUGGAGCAGGAGGCGCCGAGCGUGUCAAAGCAAUGUGUCAAAUGCAAGGAGGUGCUGGCCGUGGUGGUCAUCAGAGCAGGAGACAAAUACUGCAGGGACUGCUUUGACCAGUACUUCCGUCACAAAUUCCGGGCUACGCUGGGCAAGAACAGAAUAAUUUUCCCCGGAGAAAGGGUGCUGCUUGCUGUCUCUGGAGGACCUUCUUCCAGUUCAAUGCUCCGCCAAGUCCAAGAGGGUUUCGGUCAGAGUGCCCACAAAAAGUUGCGAUUCACGCCAGGCAUCGUCUAUGUUGAUGAGGGUGGCGCUGUGGGUCAGUCUGUUGAGGAGAGACGGCUAACGGUGGCCAAGAUGGAGGACGUGUUUAAAGCCACAGGGUUCCCCUUCCACAUCCUGCCUCUGGAACAGCUUCUUGACAUCCCCACUUCAGUCGUGGCGGUGAGGGCGGUGAGGGCGGCGUCUUCGCCCCCGCCAGCAAGUGCUUACAAAGCAGCUGUGGAUGACUUCAUCCGUAACGGCGUCAGUAGCGACGUAACGCCCCAGGAGAAGGCUGGAACGCCACCGCCGUACGUGCUGGCGUCCCAAACGCACGCCUUGCGGCAAAUGAUGGACUCUGUUAAGACUCUGACUGCCAGAGAAGAUCUCAUGAGCACCUUAAGACAGCAGCUGCUUGUGCACACGGCUCGCAGCGAGGGCUACACCAAAGUCAUGCUGGGACACAACUGCACCAGACUGGCUGUCCAGCUUCUCACCAGCAUCUCACUGGGCAGAGGAGCACAUCUGGCUCGGGACACGGGUUUCUCGGACUCUCGCUACGGCGACGUUACGUUUGUGAGGCCAAUGAGGGACCACACUGCUAAAGAAAUAGCCUACCAUAACCGUCUUUUUCAUGUGCAGUGUGUCUUCACGCCAAACCUGCACACCAAGGCUAAAGCAAAGUCCAGCAUCCAGCAUUUGACUGAGAGCUUUGUCAACAACCUGCAAGUGGAUUUCCCUUCCACCGUCAGCACCAUCUACAGAACAAGCGAGAAGCUGCAAACGGCUUGUAAGAAUUCAUCUUCCGAGGACCAUGGUGACAAAUGUCUGCUCUGCAUGUGUUCUCUGGAUACUUCAGGUGAGAUGGCGUCCGCCUUCCAGGCCACCCUAAUUUCCGAACGCCUCUCUCAGGCAAAAUCUGCAGACGCCAAUGGUCCCCUUCCAGGAGAAAACCCAGGACGGAGUGGACCCCAGACAGGAAGCUGCUGCAGAGGCCCGGGACAACGUUGCGUGGAAGACGGGGGCUGCUCUCCUGCUUUAAGGCCCCCAGACACCCUAGAUGUGAGGCCAUGGUUGUGCUACAGUUGUCAGCUGACCGUCAAAGACAUGUCAUCUGUGGAUGUUCUCCCUGGGUGCAUCUUGUCGGAGGCUCGGAGGAGGCAAACCAGGUCUCGUAUGAGAGAAGAGAUCAGUGAUUUCCUGCUGGAUGAUUAGAAAGGAAAAGGACAACUCAAAGGAAACCAUUACAUCCAACUAGAAUAUGCAGGAGCAGUAUUCAGGUUAGUGUGAGUCACAGUACGUGUACCAUCAUGUACUGCGUCCAUGUACUGUCCCCCUGUGCUGAUCAUGGAACCUUUAUCAAAUAUUGUCAUCUAAGCUUUUAGAAUGAUGCUAGCGUGCCAUUUUUGUUUGCUUGUAAUAAAGUGCAAUCUUUGCACCUUUCAUGCUGUAUGUAUUGGUACACACACAUGUAUACAGUACAUAAACAGUACCAGUACCUGAGUGUGAGGUGUGUGACCCCCAGUGAUGCAACCUGUGGUCCUGCCGUCAAUGUAACACAAUUGAAAACAUUUGGCGUCCUUUGCUGUAAACCUCGCUGAACACCUCCGGUAGCGACACUAAGUCCUGGAUUUGGACUGUGACAGGAUCAGGGUCUUGCCUGUCUUUCUAGUGGACACCGCCACACUGGAUUAGAACUCUAUAGGAAGUAUCCACCAAGAGCUUUGACACAAAUAUGGCAUUUUUAGCAUGUAGGAAUAGAAGCUGCGGGUACAUUGUGUACAUCAUCAGUGUAAAUACUAAUAUAAUACUAAUUAGUACCAGACCCGACUAAUUUUCCACAAAAUAGGAGUCCUUCCUUUACCACAAAGAGAUCCUGUUUACAACCUUCUAAAUAUGAAUUGAACAUGAUUAGAGCCCUCUGGAUGUGAGAUAACACCCCUAUAGUCACUUUCACUUUUUAGUCUGGUGCUUGUGUGUCCCACCGAACAUUAACAUCACUGACAUCGAGUGUAGAAUACCACAUAUUAUGACAACAUCUUUGGAUUUUAAUCCUUGUAACCAUUCACAUGCUCCAAUAUUUUGGUAAUAAAUGAUGUAACAUUCAGGUGACAACAUUUGGACCGUUUACUUUUUACGAUUGCUAGCAUUUGGUUGUAGCCAACAACGUGCUCGGGGCUUUGGGGGCCUUUCGGGGGCUCCACUGUAACAUAAAGUUAGCAAGCCUGGCACGUUUGUCUGGGCAUGGCGGUCACCUUGUACUUGACGGGCUGAAGGACCACGCCGAACUUGCCCUCCAACAGGGGUAGGGGCUGACCGGGCGGGGUGGACAGCGUAAAGCGCUGCAGAAUCCAAGCCAGGAAUAGAAAGAGUUCCAUCUUGGCUAAGGCCUCUCCUAGACACACCCUGACCCCGGCCCCGAAUGGCAGGUAGCUGGACGUUGGGAGGAUCAGACCCGUGCCGUCACUGUUCAAGAAUCGAGCUGCAAAAAGAUGGCGGAUUUAGGAUAUCUCCACGGGAGAGAUUUGUUGUGUGAAUUUUGGAGGCGGGUACCCACUGGGAUCAAAGCGCUCAGGGUGGUGCCAUUCCUUCUGGUCGUGGUGCAAAGACCACAGGUUGAUGAUGACUCGGGUUCCUUUUUGCACCUUGAAAUUCCCGAGGCUACAAAACAGCAAAAACAUAAAUGUAUAUAAUAAACCAUCCAACAGAUUUUGACACCCCAAAAUCACAGCGCUAUUGGCUCCAAACUUAAAACAAUUAUUAUAUAUUAUUAAAUCAUACUGUUUAGUGGUUCAAUAUGACCUAAAAUAAGCAAUUCUUAAUGCCUACAUUAAGUAUUUUCAAGCAUAAAAAAUUACUAUAGGGGUGUUAGUUGAUGACCAGAGGGCUCUAAUACCAUUAAACUGUAUUUAGAAGUUCAGGAACACGGUGGCAUAGCAUGGAUGUAUAGCAUGUGUUUAGGCAAGCUUCGGUUCCAUGGAUGUAUAGCAUGUGUUUAGGCUAGCUUCGGGUUCCAUGGAUGUAAAGCAUGUGUUUAGGCUACCUUUGGUUCCAUGGAUGUAUAGCAUGUGUUUAGGCUAGCUACGGUUCCAUGGAUGUAUAGCAUGUGUUUAGGCUAGCUACGGUUCCGUGGAUGUAUAGUAUCGCAUGUGUUUAGGCUAGCUACGGUUCUGUGGAUGUAUAGCAUGUGUUGACACUAGCUACGGUUCCGUGGAUGUAUAGUAUAGCAUGUGUUUAUGCUAGCUUCGGUUCCAUGGAUGCAUAGCAUGUGUUUAGGCUAGCUACGGUUCCAUGGAUGUAUAGCAUGUGUUUAGGCUAGCUACGGUUCCGUGGAUGUAUAGUAUCGCAUGUGUUUAGGCUAGCUUCAGUUCCAUGUAUGUAUAGCAUGUGUUUAGGCUAGCUACGGUUCCGUGGAUGUAUAGCAUGUGUUUAGGCUAGCUACGGUUGUGUGGGUGUAUAGAAUGUGUUUAGGUUAGCUACGGUUCCUUGGAUGUAUAGUAUAGUAUGUGUUUAUGCUAGCUGAGGUUCCAUGGAUGUAUAGUAUAGCAUGUGUUAAGGCUAGCUGAGGUUCCAUGGAUGUAUAGCAUGUGUUUAGGCUAGCUACGGUUCCAUGGAUGUAUAGCAUGUGUUUAGGCUAGCUACGGUCUAAUAACAUUAACCUGUAUUUAGAAGUUCAGGAACAGGUUUUCUAUGCUCUACAAAUUACUCCAGAAGUAUUCCAUGUAGUAAGGACUCCUACUGUGCUAAUCUGGGUCUGGUCCGGAGCCAAUGAUGUGGGCUAAACCAGGUCUUGCUGGCCAUGAUGGGUGUUCCAAACGGCCCCUGUACCUGGUGUCACAGAGCGCCACGUGGGGGAUGAGCAGAGGCGCCACCGGACGGAUCCGCAACACCUCCUUGAUGGUGGCCUCCAGGUACGGCAGACUGCCUCUGUCACCGAGUUGGGGGCUCUGACCUCCUAACUUGCUGUCCAGCUCCCCCUGGAUGCGUCUCUGCACCUGAACGCAACACGCAGACUUUGUUACCGUCACGUUGUCAUGUCAAGGUAGCGUCUCGGUUUUUGUGGAGCUGCUGUUCACCUCGGGGUGAUGGAUGAGGUAGAUGAUGGCCCAUCGGAGCACGGUGACGGUGGUUUCUACACCGGCUCCAAAGAUGUCCCCCACGGUCAUCAGGAUGUGGUCAUCGCUGAGGUCCACCGAACCCCCGCCGCUCACUUCCGUGUUGUUGUUCUCGGCGUUGCGUUUGGCUCUCAGCAGAGCGUCCAUGAGGUCUCUCUGCAGAUGAUCGCUGUAGUUGGCCUGGGAGUUGCACACACGCCCCGUUCACGUCAGUACGCGUUUGUGGACCUUGCUGGACUUGGAUGACUACGGUGUGGUACCGCCCACCUUACCUUGUGUUCUUCAUAUUUCUUACACAGAAGUUGGUCUCGGAUUGAAACGCACUGUUUCAGCAGCCGCAGGUCAGAAUUGGGAAAAAUCUGCAAAAUGGGAUGAAUGUUGAAAGUACGACAUGUUAUUUUACAUCCGUCAUUCCUAUGCUUUGCAUUCAUGUCAUCAAGUUUAUGUCUUCAGUUACUCUUAUUAUGUCUACUAUGUUGUGUCAGUGGGGUGUAAAGGGGAUUUGGGGGUGCUAUUUCAUGUGUAGAGGGCUUUAAUAAUAAUAUUAAAAUCCAUAUUUAGAAAGUGGUAAACAGGUUUUUUAUUAACUGGAAAAAUGUAUUUUUAUUUGAUAUAUUCAUUGAAAACAGGUCUAAUAUUUGAUUUGAAUUGUGUUAACUAUUGUAUAGUAUAGCAUGUGUUUAUGCUAGCUACGGUUCCAUGGAUGUAUAGCAUGUGUUUAUGCUAGCUACGGUUCCAUGGAUGUAUAGCAUGUGUUUAGGCUAGCUACGGUUCCAUGGAUGUAUAGCAUGUGUUUAGGCUAGCUACGGUUCCGUGGAUGUAUAGCAUGUGUUUAGGCUAGCUGAGGUUCCAUGAAUGUAUAGCAUGUGUUUAGGCUAGCUACGGUUGUGUGGGUGUAUAGAAUGUGUUUAGGUUAGCUACGGUUCCUUGGAUGUAUAGUAUAGUAUGUGUUUAUGCUAGCUGAGGUUCCAUGGAUGUAUAGUAUAGCAUGUGUUAAGGCUAGCUGAGGUUCCAUGGAUGUAUAGCAUGUGUUGAGGCUAGCUACGGUUCCGUGGAUGUAUAGCAUGUGUUUAGGCUAGCUACGGUUCCGUGGAUGUAUAGAAUGUGUUUAGGCUAGCUGAGGUUCCGUGGAUGUAUAACAUGUGUUUAGGCUAGCUACGGUUCCAUGGAUGUAUAGCAUGUGUUGAGGCUAGCUACGGUUCCGUGGAUGUAUAACAUGUGUUUAGGCUAGCUACAGUUCCAUGGAUGUAUAGCAUGUGUUGAGGCUAGCUACGGUUGUGUGGAUGUAUAUAGUAUAGCAUGUGUUUAGGCUAGCUACGGUUCCAUGGAUGUAUAGCAUGUGUUUAGGCUAGCUACGGUUCCGUGGAUGUAUAGUAUAGCAUGUGUUGAGGCUAGCUGAGGUUUCAUGGAUGUAGUAUAGCAUGUGUUUAUGCUAGCUACGAUUGUGUGGAUGUAUAGCAUGUGUUGAGGCUAGCUGAGGUUCCAUGGAUGUAUAGCAUGUGUUUAUGCUAGCUACGGUGUGUGGAUGUAUAGCAUGGGUUUAGGCUAGCUACAGUUCCAUGGAUGUAUAGUAUAGCAUUUGUUUAGGCUAGCUACGAUUGGGUGGUGGUAUAGCAUGUGUUUUUAGUGUCUAGCACGGCCGUAUAGAUGGAUGCAUAGUCUUUGGUGUGUACCUGUAGCCAAGGGAAAAUGUCCACCAGGCUGUCUUUGGCUACGGUGUCCACAAUGCCCUGGCUGUAAAGAAGCAUGGCCUCAAAGUCAGGAUCUCCCCGGCAGUAUGUGGCGUUGAAACAUAAAGAACACACCACGUUGGUGACAGCACGCGUCAGCUCAGGAGAAAAGUCCAGAGAUGCCUCAGCUUUGUCCACAAGGAUGGAGCACAGAGACUGUGCCUGUGUGCAGACUGGAGGAGGACGCUCCAUUAUUACCACAGCAUAAGAAAAGGCUGCUAUAAUAUCAACGUUUUGUCGGUAAAGAUGGCGACCAAUUAAAGACCCUUAUUUUGUUAGAUGCUUCUCGAAUAAGUUUGUUGAAAGGAUGACUUAUCGUUUCAUUCUUAUGCUAGUUCUUAAUCCUCACUGUUUGAAUGGUUUAGUUAUAUUUAUUUUGGGUAAUAUCAUUCAUUCAUAAUAUAUAUCAUUUUCACUUACUAUUUUUGUCUUCUGUUUUUGUCUUCUAUUGUUGUAUAAAAUGACAAAUCAAUAACUUCAUGUAUUUUACAUGCCGCUUAAUCCUCAUUAGAGUCACCGGGUAUGCUGGAGCCUAUCCCAGUACACCCUGCUACACUCUGGUAAAACCCUGGUACACCCUGCUAUACCCUGGUACACUCUUGUACACCCUAGACUGGUCGCCAGCCAGUCUCAGGGAAGAUUAAAAAAUAAAUAAAUAAAUAAUUAAAUACAAUUAAAUAAAUUCAAUUAAAAAAAUACAUAAAAAAAUAAUUGGAAAAAAACCCUGAAUUUAUGUAAUUUAGUAUUUUUUUUUGUUUAUAAAAGGAAAAAAAAUCAAAAAUGCAAGUAAUCACCCUGGUACACCCUGCUAUACCUGCUAUACUCUGGUACACUAUGGUACACCCUAGACUGGUCGCCAGCCAGUCUCAGGGAAGAUUAAUAAAUAAAUAAUUAAAUAAAUUAAAUAAAAAAUAAUUAAAAUAAAAAAAUAACAGAAUUUAUGUAAUUUAGUAUUUUUUGUUUGUUUAUAACAGGGGAAAAAAAAUCAAAAAUGUAAGUAAUCACCCUGGUACACCCUGCUAUACCUGCUAUACCCUGGUACACUCUGGUACACCCUAGACUGGUCGCCAGCCAGUCUCAGGGAAGAUUAAAAAAUAAAUAAUUAAAUACAAUUAAAUUAAAUAAAAAAAUAAUUCAAAAAUAAUUAAAAUAAAAAAACUGAAUUAUGUAAUUUUGUAUUUUUUGUUUGUUUAUAAAAGGAAAAAAAAUCUAAAAUGUAAGUAAUCACUGGUCACCAGCCAAUCAUAUCACAUUAAAAUAUAAAUAAUCUUAAUAAAAAUAAUAAUUGAUGUCAUUUGUAAUAUUUUACUUUUGAGCUACUUAUUUUAUUUUUACAUGUAAAAAAAAAAGUCAUGCCCAGUGAUUGGCUGGCGACCAGUCCAGGGUGUACCCCGCCUCACGCCCAAAGACAGCUGGGAUAGGCUCCAGCACCCCCUUGUGAGGAAAAGCGGUAGAAAAUUAAUGAAUGAAUUAAAUAAAAAAAUAAUUAAAAUUAAAGAAAUAACUGAAUUUAUGCAAUUUAGUAUUUUUUGUUUUAUAAAAGGAAAAAAAACUAAAAUGUAAGUAAUCACUGGUCACCAGCCAAUCAUAGCACAUUAAAAUAUUAAUAUAUUAAUAAAAAUAAUAAUUGAUGUCAUUUGUAAUAUUUUACUUUUGAGCUACUUAUUUUAUUUUUAUAUGUAAAAAAAAGUCAUGCCCAGUGAUUGGCUGGUGCCCAGUGAUGAAUUAUGAACAGCAUUAAUUAAAUGGUGUCUCAUUAAUAGUUGAUUGAUUCCCGAUGCUCCGCUAUGAAGCAGACGAAUGUGGCGGCUAUCACAACAAACCUGGAUGGAGCUAGCGAUGCGGGUCGCUGUGCGCUACUCACUGAUCUUCUCAAGCGAAGCAGAACCUUCUCCAAACAUGCCGAGAGCUCCAUGGACCAGCUUCCUGUGGAACUUCCAGGUAGCGCUGUAGUCUCCAAAAGCAAUAUCUUUCCCGUCUCUGGUCAGAAUAUCCGUGGUCACCUUCAUCACACAGAAGAAGAGAGCCAAGAAUGAGGAGCUUUUUCAAGGGGGGGGUUGAGAAUGGAACCGAAAUACGCACUGUUCUCGCUCUUCCUGCAAAAAGUCGUCCCUUCUUGAGCAGGACCUCCUUGGCGUGGCGGUGCUGGUUGACGAUGAUGACUCUAUGGGAGCCCAUCAUCAGCGAGUACGUCUGGCCGUAUUUCUCCUGGAGCUUCUGGAAGAGCACAUGAGGAGGAUGUGCGCUUCUCAGACUCAGCAGGCUCCCGAUGAAAGGCAGCGACGGGAGGCGUGGGGGGUCCCGGGGCCCCUGUGGGAAAGUCCUACGCCGCAGCUUGAAUGCUAGGAAAGACAGAACCAAGGCCAAGCAGACGUACGCGCUCACAAGCCAAUCCAUGGUGGGUUGCCAGAUUCUCCGCGAAGGAGCUGAAGCAGGCGGCUUUUUAUUCCGCCGCUUCAAUGUCGCGCCCUUGACCUUAAAGCACGCCAACGUAAACACCAGCACACACGCCGCACCGCCGUAGAAGACGCGCUGCACACCGCUGCUCAUAUUCUACUCACGUCAGCAGAACGUCAUCGUUUUUAUUGCAGUCAUCUUUCAACAUUUGACUUUUGCUGUACCAUUAGCAUGCUAGCCAGUGGGAAGUCCUUGAGGAAAACUGGAGGUUUAGUUUCUCGGCUACGGCGGAAUAAUCAAUGAUUUUGGGAAUAAAGUCGUAAGUUGACGUGUCAGGGAAAGUAGACUAGAUCUUCCCUCCUGCUUCAGGCCAGCUUUUAUUUAUGAUGUGGCAGCAAAACAGCAGUAGACUGUUUACAACUUAGAUUAGCAUGGCUAGCCCUUCUCACCGCCACCUUGCUGACCCCGCCCCCUCCACGCGCCCAAGGCCAACACAUCAGACCUGCACAAGACUGGAAUGGAGCACAAAACCAUCAAAAUGGUUGUAGACCUGUUCAAGACUGGAAUGGAGUACAAAACCAUCAAAAUGGUUGUAGACCUGCACAGGACUUGAAAAGCAUCAACAAGACUGUAGACCUGCACAAGACUGGAAUGGAGUAUAAAACCAUCAACAAGACUGGAGACCCGCACAGGACUGGAAUGGACUACGAGAAGCAUCAACAAGACUGUAGACCUGCACAAGACUGGAAUGGAGUACAAAACCAUCAACAAGACUGUAGACCUCCACAAGACUGGAAUGGAGCACAAAACCAUCAACAAGACUGUAGACCUGCACAAGACUGGAAUGGAGUACAAAACCAUCAACAUGGUUGUAGACCUGCACAGGACUGGAAUGGACUACAAGAAGCAUCAACAAGACUGUAGACCUGCACAACACUGGAAUGGACUACAAAACCAUCAAAAUGGUUGUAGACCUGCACAAGACUUGAGAAGCAUCAACAAGACUGUAGACCUCCACAAGACUAGAAUGGAGCACAAAACCAUCAAAAUGGUUGUAGACCUGCACAGGACUGGAAUGGACUACGAGAAGCAUCAAGAAGACUGUAGACCUGAACAAGACCGUAACGGCGUACUAAAACAGGAAGAAGACUGCAAUAUUCAGUGUGGCAUUCAUAGUGUUGUGGGCGUGUGAAGGUCGUGAUUCGUGUUAAUCAUGGAAUAUUCUAUUGAUACCACAGCCCAUGGCGGCCAUGAAGUAGAACAAUUAGUAGAACAAUAAGUAGUACUUUUGAGGAGGAGAGCAGUGAAAGAGGACCAGAAGGUAAGAAAGGAUGAAGAGAUGCCUGGUUUCUUCCAAAGGACGUUUCUUCCUCCAUGGCGUCCAAAGCUCUAAUCAAACGACCUUCAGUGAUUGCAUCAUCAGCAGACUCCUGAUAAGAACCUUAUCAGCUCAACAGCUGCUUGGCCUUCACGCCGUCCCUGAGACGUGAGGAUGAUGAUGCUGUCUCACCAGUACUGAUGUACAGGAAUAUGCAGUAUUUGUCCACGUACAUACAGUAAGUAGGACUUCCACUACUUUCUGUCAGCCAUGUUGCUGACUUUUCACUUAAACCACGUCCUUCACACCAUUACUGUCAUCACUUUCAUUUUCACUUUGAUUCCACAAAUACAUGAAUUCAUAAAUCAGGCUGGUUUGGGCUUGGAUAUGGCUUAUCAUUCAUACCAAAAAUAUGCAUAUUUAAGUCAAACCAAUGUAUUUCUUUGCCCAAAUGAGGCAUUUCCUAGCAUAUCAUAUGUAGUAUUCUACACUGUCCGCUAGGUGUCAGUAAUGUUACUGUAAUGUUAGGAUGUAGUAGUCUACUCUCACCGCUAGGUGUCAGUAAUAUUAGGAUGUAGUAUUCUACACUGGUCACUAGGUGUCAGUAAUGUUACUGUAAUGUUAGGAUGUAGUAUUCGACACUGGCCGCUAGGUGUCAGUAAUGUUACUGUAAUGUUAGGAUGUAGUAUUCUACACUGGCCGCUAGAUGUCAGUAAUGUUACUGUAAUGUUAGGAUGUAGUAUUCUACACUGGCCGCUAGGUGUCAGUAAUCUUACUGUAAUGUUAGGAUGUAGUAUUCUACUCCCACCGCUCCGUGUCAGUAAUAUUACUGUAAUGUUAGGAUGUAGUAUUCUACUCUCACCGCUAGGUGUCAGUAAUGUUACUGUAAUGUUAGGAUGUAGUAUUCUACAGCGGUUACUAGGUGUCAGUAAUGUUACUGUAAUGUUAGGAUGUAGUAUUCUACAGCAUCACUAGGUGUCAGUAAUGUUACUGUAAUGUUAGGAUGUAGUAUUCUAUUCUCACUGCUAGGUGUCAGUAAUAUUGCUGUACUGUAAUGUUAGGAUGUAGUAUUCUACUCUCUCCGCUAGGUGUCAGUAAUAUUACUGUAAUGUUAGGGUGUAGUAUUCUACUCUCUCCGCUAGGUGUCAGUAAUGUUACUGUAAUGUUAGGGUGUAGUAUUCUACUCUCUCCGCUAGGUGUCAGUAAUGUAGUUGUAGCAUUCUUGUUCAUAAAAUCCAAAGUCUCCCUUUAAGAUGAUCCACUUUGUUUUCAUUCACUGUGUGAUUGAGUUCUUUAUUCGAUAUCGUCCCAGGCACAGUACCAAAAAAUUUUUUAUUCCUGGAGGAGAAAUUUUGAUCAGAAAUGAAAUUUAUGGUCCUGAAGGUUGUGGAAGAAUGGCGGGGAAAGGUGGUGAUGCGUUGCUGUGAUUGCGGCGAUGGAGUCCUCCGUGAUCACUGAUGUAGUUUUGCCGAUGGUCUCUCACGGCUGUCAGAGGUUUCUGGCCGCCGAUGUUUUUUGCGAAUCAUUUUGGAAAGGUCCUUAUCGAAUACCGCCCCGGAGCGAAGGGCGGACACCAAAUCAUCGAAUUCACCGCCCUCCUCUGCGUCCACGUUAAUUUGAGCUUUCUUAGCCUUCUGCUCCCGGUCCUUCUUCAUCUGCAGGACAGAAACUUUGCAGUCAUUUCUCCGGGAUCAAGUUCCCUUCACGGGACAUGAACUGUUCGGAUCAAUUACGCAAUAACGUCAUUAGCUAGAAAGAAUACAUUUGGCUUUUUCUCUUGGAUUGAGUACGUUAGGAACAUAUUUAGAUUCAUAUUUCAUAAAAACACCAUCUCACCUUUUCCUCCAGCAGUGCCCGUUUUUCCUCUUCCUCUUUUCGUCUGGCGAUGUCUUCGUUGGCCUGCUUGGCCUCUGAAAACGCGGAGAGGAAAGCGUCGAAGAUGCCAAAGAAUUCCUCAGGCUGAAGCUUGGACACGUCUUCUCCAAAAUGUCGGAAUGCUUUGCCGAGCUGGAGCCAGGAGAGAUGAGGAAAUGUGAGGUGGCGGCCAUGACAUAAGAGUUUCAGCUCACCAGUUCCUUGGCUUCCCCAAACGACUCUUCAACAUCGGAGAAGCUGAAGGACGCCACGGUGAUGAACUGCCUGACCACGGGAACGAAGGUAUCAUCAGGACCCAAGGAGGGCUGAGCCUGCUGGUACUCCAGUUCCUGGACACGGGUGCACACAGACCCACAUUUUAGGUGUUGUUGUAUGUCGUAUUACUCGGACAAAAAAUGACAAGCGUGUUUUCUCACAGCUUCAACGCUUUUGAUGCCAGAUCUUAGAUUGUUGACGUCUUUCUCCAACUCCGCCAUACUGAAAAGAUCAUGAAGGAAAGUUUGUUUGCUACAGUCUGGAUGAUUUUGGCUACAUCACCUUUUCAUCGCUCCCACGCUAUAUUUAGUGUUUUGUGGUUGCUAGGCUACCUUAGCUUAGCACGCGGAGUCAGCCAUGGAGGGUAAAAAAGAGUGUUAGUGUGUAAAAAAAUUUAGUGUGGAAGUGGUACGUUUUUGGCUUCUUACUGUGUCCUUGCCCACUCCAUUUGAAACCCUUUACAAUAAUAAGUUUACAAUAAAUAAACUGGAGGCUAACUAGUUAGCAAUAGCAUGCUUCAAGGCUUCAAAUAUCAUUGAGAAACUACAAUACAUACUCUAUAGAUAUGUAUUGAAAAAAGUCGUCCUUUAUCUCUGCAUGGGUUGAAUGUGUAUAUGUGUACUUGUGUAAUCGUGUACAUGUGUACUUACUUCACUUUAGCAGCCACCGGCACAUUUUGCAAGUCUUGGCUGAGGGCCACCACCGUGGGAAACGUCUUUUCCAGGACAGUAACAAUGUAGUUGAGCAGAGUGACGUUCCUACAAGACACGUUUACACGCAUUCAGGCAUUCAUUGCAUCUGUGUAUGCUUUACUUGGUAAACGUGGUAAUCUUGGUAAACGUGGUAAACUUGGUAAACGUGGUAAUCUUGGUAAACGUGGUAAUCUUGGUAAACGUGGUAAACUUGGUAAACGUGAUAAUCUUGGUAAACGCGAUAAUCUUGGUAAACGCAGUAAUCUUGGUAAACAUGGUAAUCUUGGUAAAUGUGGUAAUCUUGGUAAACAUGGUAAUCUUGGCAAACUUGGACAACGUGGUAAUCUUGGUAAACUUGGUAAUCUUGGUAAACGUGGUAAUCUUGGUAAACGUGGUAAUCUUGGUAAACGUGGUUAACUUGGUGAAAUUGGUAAACGUGGUAAUCUUGGUAAACGUGGUAAUCUUGGUAAGCGUGGUAAUCUUGGUAAACUUGGUAAACAUGGUAAUCUUGGUAAACGUGGUAAUCUUGGUAAAUGUGGUAAUCUUGGUAAACUUGGUAAUCUUGGUAAACGUGGUAAUCUUGGUAAACUUGGUAAUCUUGGUAAACAUGGUAAUCUUGGUGAACAUGGUUAACUUGGUAAACAUGGUAAUCUUGGUAAACGUGGUAAUCUUGGUAAACUUGGUAAUCUUGGUAAACGUGGUAAUCUUGGUAAAUUUGGUAAACGUGGUAAUCUUGAUAAACUUAGUAAUCUUGGUAAACCUGGUAAACUUGGUAAACCUGGUAAACUUGGUAGUCUUGGUGAACUUGGUAAACUUGGUAAACGUGGUAAUCUUGGUAAUCUUGAUAAUCUUGGUAAACUUGGUAGUUAGAUCAACAAAUAACGUCAGCACAUCCAAUGGCAGGUCAAACAUCUGGAAAGGCGUUUCUUCCUGGUUCUUUGGGCCGUGUGUAUAUCGGAGAAGGACUCAAAGAUCAUACGAUCAUCAAAGUUGCCAAAUGUUAUGAAAACUCCAGUAGAGCGUAUAUUUGGUUCCAUCACUAACUCCAUCAUCCAGAGGCGGAUGGAGGAAAGAACCAAGAAUGAACGUCCACAGCAGCUGCUGGACUCAUCAGGAAGUCAACCUGGAGCUUUUGUGCCUGGAAAGACUUAAGCCGCUACCAACGAGAUGACAAUAUCGAUGCUGCGCGGGUCGUAUCUAAGUGUUGUGCAACUGGCAUUGUGUGGGUAAAGCUUUCUAUGAGAAGCAAUUAGCGUGGAGUAGCACGUCUAAAUGACCAGUUAGUCGAUUAUCAACGCGUCAGCCAUACUUGUCGAUACUUGACUUGGUGUCAGCGAUCUUGUUCAGACUAGAGACUUUAAAUCCGUAAGCAUUUCCUCGCUGCCCUUUGUUCAUGUAGUUCCCAAAGGCUAGAACCACCUCCAACAGUUGACGGAGACGUCCGCUCCUCGUGACCUCCCUGGAUGCAAGACAUAGAGCUGAAAAGGCAAACAUGGGGGGGGGGGCGUCAUAGACCAUCAACAAACAUCUCUGAGUUGUGAUUCCAAGAACAAACGAUUUUCCAAUCGAUUCAUUUCGUUUUGCGAUACCUUGGAUUUUGGGUUUGAUGUCGGCGACUCUUUCAGCAAACUUCUUCUUAAAGUCAAGAGACAAAAGUCUUUGUUGGUAGUGGUUGAUUCUAGAGGGGACCAAUCAGACAAGAGUAUUAGCGGACUCAAAUAGCAAUGACAGUACUGGAUGGACGCCAUCAACUCCUUCAACGCCGAACGCCCCGACCCCUUCGGUAUUUUCCCAUUUAGACCAUUUUUUAAGGGACACACGGUAUUUUAUUCCAUGGCUAGUAAACAUCAAACUCCGUCUUUCUACCCUUUACUGUUCUUUAUCAAUCAGUAAUAGAACAUAGUUUCAGGGAAAUAUCAGUUCCCAACAAAAAAGGAAAGCAGACGGCUUUUUGUGGUGUUUUUCCUUCCACAUUUGGAAGGUAACUUGGGCACGCUACGCUCCUCCACGCUUUUCCACUUCAUGGAGAACAUCAUGCCGUGCUCCGUUAAAAGUCGCUUCUUAAGUCAUGAGGACUUCAAGGUCAUCUAACAGCGACCUUGAACGUCCUACACGGGUGUUCCAUACUCCAACUACAAACAUUUAGAAAUAAGGAAUGGUAAUCAUUUGGAAGGUCAUAGAUCAUCUAUUUGGAAAGAUGAUCACGUGUGAUAUUGAAGCAGGAUGGGGGGGGGGGGGGGUGCCGGUCAAAGGUCAAAUACUUCUAAAAUGUUGUCACCUGCUCAUGUCAUACAGGAAGCGGUCCGGUUUGGCCAUACGCUCCAGUUCAUGCUUGUGGUCCUCCAACAGCUCGAUGUCGCUCUUCUCCGGAACAAACUUCAGGAGCUUCACGACACAAAGCAGAUGUUUGCUCCUGGUGAUCUGGAGACAAGAGGAGAUCAUGAAUGUCCGUGGGCUGGAGGUUGCUGAGAACAACAAGAAGAAGGUUCUAAUGCUGAAGAUGGACAUCUGACCAAACCCAGUUUCAUAAACGUUAUUAACCAUCUGCUGAACGAUCCGGUCCAACAGCACCCAGUACUGAACGGUGGUCCUGUUUUGUUUAACUGGAACAGAGCACAACGGGGAAGACUUACGAUAUGCACGCCAUCGACGUUCCAGCCGAUCGGUACUAGCAUGGAAUUCCUGAACUGGCAUCAAACGUUGCGUCAGCCUUACACGGCAUCAUGAGGCAAUGCUGCAGAGCGGAGAGCAGGUGAGGAUACGCUUCUGUGUGGUUUAGUCGUUUCCUGAUGAGCUCAAACAUCUGGCUGGCGCUUUUGGUUUCGACGUGAACCUGGAACAUGACCACAGACGAUGGUCGACUCCGUAACAAACCCAUCGCUUCAAUGUCGCAAACGUUGACGCAAUGUUGGUCGGAACGACUUACAAGAUCGAAGCGCUUGGACAGAAGAAGCUCGUCCUCGUUCCUCAACAUUUCAAAGAAGUCCAGAUGUCUGAGCGAAAAAACCACCACGGAAUGUGAGAAGCUCGUGCACACCUACCUUCACGAGAUCUUUCAGCGCUUACGUUACCUGUCCAAGGUAGCGUUAUCAUGGCGGCGAAGUUUAUCAAUAACCGGCUGAAUGCCCAACAUCAGGAACUCGUACCGCAAGUGCGUACGGAACUCCAUACUGGCCUGCACACACACACACAGGAUAUCCAGUAGUACCUUGGUUAAGGUCCGCCCCGGAUAGCAUCUUUUUUGGUUAAAGAACACAUUUUUGUGUGGGCUGUACAGCGGUUCGAGUGGUUAGCACACAGACCUCACAGCUAGGAGACCAGGGUUCAAUUCCACCCUCUGUGUGAAGUUUGCAUGUUCUCCCCGUGCAUGCGUGGGUUUUCUCCGGGUACUCCGGUUUCCUCCCACAUUCCAAAAACAUGCUAGGUUAAUUAGCCACUCCAAAUUGUCCAUAGGUAUGAAUGUGAGUGUGAAUGGUUGUUUGUCUAUAUGUGCCCUGUGAUUGGCUGGCCACCAGUCCAGGGUGUACCCCGCAACUGGGAUAGGCUCCAGCACCCCCGCGACCCUCGUGAGGAAAAUGAAUGUUUGCCUUGUUUAGCAUCCGAAAUACCGUCCGGUUUGUUUAUGCCCCCAAUCUCGGGUCACGCACACAAGAUGGAAUCUUGCAUGUGCUAGCAUUUUUAGGACAACACGAACAGAUUCAUGAUGUUAAUGAAGGCGUCGCAGUACAUACAGUAUACUGUACCAUAUUUACAGUACAAGAUGUAAUAUCAUGUUGCCAAAUCCAAUGCAUCCUCACCUCGCCUGGUCCUUGGCUGAGCAGCGCAUUGAUUAAGGACAUGAUGGCCGUCUUCAGACUGACUUCAUCCCUGUAGCGGCCUGUGGAUCUGUCCAAGUCUGUCACGAGGGUCUGCAAACAAAACGAAAAAGUCCCCCUAAUAAGUGAUGGAGCAGUAGUCUCCAAGUUUCUACCAAAACAAGCUGCAGUAUUUGUAUUUCAUCCAUAUGUCUGGUUUUACAUAUUACACACACUCACGUAGCACAACCAGAGUUGUGCAACACUCACUCACACCACAUGAAAACAAAGCUGUUUUCUGAAAAUGAUGUCAAAGUUUGAACUAUGAACUUUCCCAACAAUAUUUCUGAGGGUUCCUCAACAAACCGUAGACCCUUAUCCGGAGACCCCCAUAUCAAAAGAGGAAGGACUCGGACCUGAAAGCGUGUUCUCUCUGAGGCAAAGGUCUGGUAGUGCAGCAUGGCCUCGAGGACUUUCUUAUGGCCCCCAGGCACCAGGCACACCGCCCCCAGGAUCUCUAAGACAGCAACCUGGAGAAGAAGACGGCAGAUUGUAGUAUUGUAGUAUUAUAAUUGUAGUAUUAUUUCAUCAUAGCUAGUAGUAGCAUGAUGCUACGUUACCUUGGUCUUCAUGUUUUCAGUGCUGAGACUUUGUGCAAUGAUGUUGAUGCUCUCGCUGUGCUCCAAGACGUGAGCUCUGCCCUGGGAAUUGUUCAUCAGAGCCUUCAUGCAUCCGAUCAGCGACGUGUGGAUCUGGGACUCAGCCGUCUCGUAGUCCAUGGACUUGAGAAAGUCCAGGAUACAGGAUAAGCCAUCUAAGUCCAUGAACCUUGUUACGAAUCUGGUGGAGAUCAAGCAGAGGGCGGAAUUCAGAAUCACUCGCAGACUGCAUCAGGUCACCGACGUAUGUAGCUGACGUAUGUAGCCUACAUAUGUAGUGUACGUGUGUAGCGUACGUAUGAAGCUUACGUAUGUAGCCUAUGUAUGUAGCCUAUGUAUGGAGCCUACAUAUGUAACGUACG
Messenger RNA from Doryrhamphus excisus (bluestripe pipefish), 17730 nucleotides. The record is from RefSeq and is a predicted model, not a curated record. Lineage: Eukaryota; Metazoa; Chordata; Actinopteri; Syngnathiformes; Syngnathidae.